Messenger RNA from Zea mays, 946 nucleotides. RefSeq lists its product as uncharacterized. The transcript is spliced from 2 exons. Gene Ontology annotation, molecular function: metal ion binding. The coding region runs from base 235 to 819 and encodes 194 amino acids. The record is from RefSeq and is marked validated. NCBI's taxonomy places the organism in Eukaryota, Viridiplantae, Streptophyta, Magnoliopsida, Poales, Poaceae.
GAGAGAAUAAAAGCAGCGGCAGUGGGCAGAGGCGAGAGGGCACUCGACUCCUCCAGCGUCCAACGCCAUCCAUCCCGACCUCGCAACGCAAGCAAAGAAAGCCCAGGCAGGCGUGUGCACGGCGCGGCGGGGCAACCAAGGGUGGGUGAACCCGCAGAGAGGGGCAGCUAGCUUCCUUCCUUCCCAGGCGCGCGGGAGAGAUUAGCCGCAGUAUAAGUAGCCAGCCAGCCAGCCAUGUCGUCGGUGUCGUCGUCGCUGACCAACUUCCUGCUCUGCUGCUUCUACCCGUCAUCCGCCGGCCACCACCGCGGCGGCGCCUACUACUACAGCAGCCACCCGACGAGCGCCAGCACCCUGCACUACCACGAGGGCACCUUCGCCGGGCGCAGGGCCAUGGGCCGGAGCAGCAGGCCGCUGUCGCUGCAGACGGUGGAGCUGAAGGUGCGCAUGUGCUGCUCGGGCUGCGAGCGCGUGGUGAAGCACGCGGUGACGAGGCUGCGCGGGGUGGACUCCGUGGAGGUGGACGUGGAGAUGGAGAAGGUGACGGUGACGGGGUACGUGGACCGCCACCGGGUGCUCAAGGAGGUCCGGCGCGCGGGGAAGAAGGCGGAGUUCUGGCCCAACCCGGACCUGCCGAUGCACUUCACCUGCGCCAAGGACUACUUCCACGACGAGGAGUCGUACCGCCGCACCUACAACUACUACCGCCACGGCUACAACGGCGACAAGCACGGACAGCUCCACGAGCCCCACCGCGGCGCCGACCCCGUCAGCAACAUGUUCAACGACGACGACGUCAACGCCUGCUCCGUCAUGUGAUCUCAGUCGCGCUCUCGUCGUCGACAGGCGGUGUGUGUGUGUGUGUAUGUGCUCGUCAGCUCGUGCGCGUGUAACAGAACCGUACCAAAUGGAUGGAUGAGUAGUAGCAAUGCAAUCGACAACGGGC